ACUCUGACCCCAAGAGCCAGCCGCGGAAGUGGUGGCUGGGACAUACCAUGUCGCCGGCCCUCGCCGCCAGCCUGCUCUCCCUCCUCUCCGUGGCUCUGCAGGGGAGCCCCCCUGCUCUCCCAACCAACUUCUCCCUGGUGAACGCCAGCGCGACCGGCCUGGAUUCAGUGUGCGGACGCCCACACGUGUCAGGCCGCAUCGUGUCAGGGCAGAAUGCCCAGCCAGGCCAGUGGCCGUGGCAGGUCAGCCUGAGGGAGCACGGACAGCACGUGUGCGGGGGCUCCCUGAUCACCGAGGCCUGGGUGCUGACUGCAGCCCACUGCUUCGACCAGAAGCAGCCCCUGUCCGCCUACUUCGUGCUGCUGGGUUCCAUCUCCUCCUACCCCCAGGCCGGGGAGCCCCAGGAGCUCCGCGCGGUGGCCCAGUUCAUCAAGCAUCCCGAGUACUGGGAAGAGAACAACAGAGCCGACGUGGCCCUCGUGCGGCUGGCCACACCUGUCACCUUCACUGACCUCAUCCUUCCAGUCUGCCUCCCCAAACCCGGAGACUCUCUGGGUCACGGCACCUGGUGUUGGGUCACCGGCUGGGGGAACGUCGCCACAAAUCUACCGCUCCCUCCACCCUUCACCCUGCAGGAGCUGUACCUGCCCCUCAUUGACACCCAGACUUGUAACCGCUACUAUCUGGAGAAUUCCGGCACCGUCAGCCCGGGGCCCGUCAUCCUCCAGGACAUGCUCUGUGCCGGCUUCGAGAGUGGACAGAAGGACGCCUGCGGGGGUGACUCCGGAGGGCCUCUGGUCUGCGACAUUGGUGGAGUCUGGACCCAGGCAGGCGUAGUGAGCUGGGGACAUGACUGCGCCCUCCCGAAAAGGCCGGGGGUGUACAUCAACGUCAGCAUCUACACCGCGUGGAUUGUCAACACCAUCCAGGGCUCAGCACCGGACGCCAGAAACUUCUCUCCGAUCUCUGCAGGGCUCUUCUUCCCUGCCAUGUUGCUGGUUCUGUAUCUGCUGGGGGACACGCUCGUCUCCCUGGGCCUCGCCUGACCGGCCACCCACCCUCUGUCCUCAGGGACCCUCUCUGGCCUCUGUCCCUCAGGAAGCCACCCCCUACCCACAUCUCCCCGACUUCAGACCCCGCGGCCCAUGGCCCGGCCCCACCUUUCGAGCAUCCCCCAUGGGCUUCGAGCUUCCCUUGCCCGCCCUGCCAGCCUGUGAGCCCCUGGGGACAGAGCCCGGUCUCCCCACUCCUCACCCACCAGUCACAUCUGAGUCCCAGGGUGCACCCACGCCCGGGGGCUCCUAUGGUGGGUCUCUGGGGCUCUCGGAACUGGGGUUCGCAGUCCCCCCCCCCGUGCUGGGUUGGUGCCUUUGCAGGCCUGUGGAUGUGAGAGGCAAUAAAGACAAGCCGGUAGAA
Messenger RNA from Herpailurus yagouaroundi (jaguarundi), 1416 nucleotides. Its product is annotated as serine protease 33-like. Gene Ontology annotation, molecular function: serine-type endopeptidase activity. The record is from RefSeq and is a predicted model, not a curated record. Gene Ontology annotation, biological process: proteolysis. Lineage: Eukaryota; Metazoa; Chordata; Mammalia; Carnivora; Felidae. The transcript is spliced from 5 exons. The coding region runs from base 48 to 1046 and encodes 332 amino acids.